Molecule: messenger RNA, 845 nt
Organism: Paramisgurnus dabryanus
Lineage: Eukaryota; Metazoa; Chordata; Actinopteri; Cypriniformes; Cobitidae
Source: RefSeq, a predicted model, not a curated record
GUUAAUCAUCAUUAGAAACUUCCCUGAACUCAGACAUCUGAACUCAGACGGUUUUGAAAUGUUGCAGAAAGACAUUUACUUAGUUUGUCUGCUUUUGUUGUUUAGUUUGAGCAGUAGUGGAUCAUUUAAAGACCCAAAUCCACAAAAUUCUGAUCGAGAUGCUUUUAGGGGAUCAGAUCAGUAUGAUUUUGCCAUUGUGCUGCCUGCUGCAGGCCUUCAGUGUUACUGGCACUACGCACAAUAUGGUGAGAGAUUCUACCUUAACUUUAUGGUCCAGUUGACCACUGGUGUGGCUCUUGACAGACAUCUCUCUGUGAUGGUCAAUGCUCCAAGCAGCUUAAUAGUCGGUAAAGCAGACGAUGCAAGCGGUCAGAUUGCCUUUAAUGCUGAAGAGACUGGUUUUUAUCAGAUGUGUUUUAGCAAUUUCCACAAUCGUUUUGGAAGUAUGCAGAUUUUCCUGAACUUCGGUGUGUACUCUGAGAAACAAAAAAACACUGAGAAACAAAAAGAAGAAGAAAUUAAAGAGAUUAACAGUACACUGUCCACAAUUGGGGAAAGCACCAACAGGGUGCAGAUGUUUGUCUUCCACAUGUGGCGUCACUACAACUAUGCGCGAAUGAGAAGAGGCGCUGACUUCUACCUGCUUCAGUCAAACUACAGUUAUGUGAACAGCUGGUCUGCUCUUCAGAGUCUGCUCAUCGUCACGGCCGGAUAUCUGCAGCUUUUCUUUCUAAAGAGACUCUUCAAAACCAACCAAACACAGGCCGAAAAACCACGGUGUUAAACAUCAGCAAUACAUGUGGAAUUGUGUGACUUUCUCUGAAUAAUACACUGUCUGAGCUGUU